Entrophospora candida is the source of this 3645-nucleotide messenger RNA. NCBI's taxonomy places the organism in Eukaryota, Fungi, Glomeromycota, Glomeromycetes, Entrophosporales, Entrophosporaceae. The record is from the annotation of a GenBank genome assembly.
AUGAAAAAUUUGACUAUAUUAUCUCAAAAAAUUACAACAAUAGAAACAAUAGAAUCUUCAAAGGUUCAAGCAAGAAAAAUUUGGCAAACAUUAGAUCCCGAGACAGGUGACCUUUACUUUUUACGAUAUUCUGAAUUGUCGGAACAAAUUGAAGUUGUUAAAUGUCAUUCAAUAGAGACAUCUUUUCCUGAAGUUGAAGUUAUAGCAUCUAUUACCAAUGAACAUGACAUUAGUAUUCUUGGUUUGAAUGAUAUUAUUUGUGGAAUAAAAUAUUUGAUGGAUAUUCAAGCAAUAUGUAUAGCAUUCAGUAACGGGGAUAUAAUUCUUGUGCAUCUUGAUAAUUCUCUUAGAUCUGGUGAUCUGAUUGAAGUUGUUGGAUCAGUAGAAUCUAAUAUCAAAUGUAUGGAAUGGAGUCCUGAUGAAGAAAUAAUUAUUCUAGUUACUGGAAUGAAUACAAUUCUGGAAAUGACCAAAGAUUUCGACGUUAUUACUGAGUAUCCAAUUAAUGUGGAUGAAGCUGGAGAAGCUGCAGGGAUUAGUCUUGGUUGGGGAAGAAAGGAGACGCAAUUUCAUGGGUCUGAAGGGAAAUCCAGUGCUCAGAAAAAAGUAGAUACGUCUGGGUUUACACUAUCAGAUUAUGAUGACGAUCUGAAACCAAGAGUAUCAUGGUGUGGUGAUGGAAACAUGUUUUGUUGUUCAAUAAUUGAUCAAAAUAAAGUUUAUAAUAGAGAAGGAAUCUUACAAAAUACAAGCGAGCCUGUUGAUAAAUUAGAACAUACUUUAGCAUGGAGGCCAAUAGGCAAUUUGAUUGCUUCAAGUCAAAGAUUCUCAAAUAAACAUAAUAUAAUAUUUUUUGAAAAAAAUGGUUUAAGACAUGGAGAAUUUUCAUUACGUGAGAAAUCUAAUCAUAAGCAAGAAAUAUUAUGUUCACCAGAAGAGCAUAUAACUGGUUUUUUCUGGGAUCCAGAGAUUGCAUUAAGAUUUCAUUUUGCAACUCAAAAAAAUUACCAUAGAAUUGAUUUUGUUUGGGACAUUUUCUAUUCUAACUUUAUAUCUGAAAAAAAUAUGUCGCCAAUUGCAGUUAUUGAUGGAGCGACCAUUAAGCUUACACCUUUUAAGAUAAUGAAUGUACCACCUCCAAUGUCUGCAUUCUCAGUUGAACUUACUAAUAAUGCAACAUUUAUUUCAUUUUUAUCAAGUAAUGAUGGCAGCAAUGAUUUUCUAGUACUUCAAGCCGAUCAAAACAUUAGUAUUAAUUUUUAUGAAUGGUCUGGAGCUUUAGAAACCCCCUUAAAACCGCCAACUUUAUUGGGUACAAUAAGUAUUCCAGAUAUAAAUAAUGGAGCAUUGCUAAGACAAGUUACUUGGGUCAAUAAAAAUGUUUUAUUAUGUUUACGAUACAAUCAAGAGACUGGGAAUGAUGAUUUAAUAAAAAUCAUUGUGAAAUUUGAUAAUGAAGAAGAAGAGAAUAAACAAUUUAUUGUUUCAUCAUACAAAUCUUAUUCACUUUCAUAUCGUGUUAUUCGUUUAUAUUCAAAUAGCAACUAUGAAAAUAUUUUCAUAGAAUCUUGCGAUGCCUCGGUUUAUCAAGUGGUUUGCAAUUGGAUAUGUUCAACCAAGAUUGGGGCUGAAAAAAGAGACGAGGUAGUAUUGAUAGGAUUGAGUGGAAGUAAUAAAUUAUGCGUAAAUAACGAAAUAAUUGAAGCAUAUUGCACUUCAUUUUUUAUACAUAAUGAUUUCCUAAUAUUUACAAAUUCAAAUCAUAUUGUUCGAUUUUUGCCUCUUCAAAUGAAUCUAUCUGAUUUUAAAAAUUCUGCUAAAGAAUUUCAUGAAUAUAAUCAUGAUAUGAGAAGAAUAGAAAGAGGAUCCAAGAUUAUAUGUGCAGUUUAUUUCGACGUGAAUUUAAUUUUACAGAUGCCUAGAGGAAAUCUUGAAACAAUUCAUCCACGAGCUCUUGUUUUGUCAUCUGUAAAAGAAUUUUUAAAUCGAUUCGAUUAUCUGUCAGCUUUUAUAGCCUGUAGAAAGCAUCGAAUAGAUUUGAAUAUUUUGUAUGAUCAUGCACCCAAUUUAUUCUUGAAAAAUGUCCAGUCUUUUGUUACACAGAUAGCAAAUGUUGAUUUUUUAAAUUUAUUUUUGUCAAAUUUAAGAAAUGAAGAUGUAAUUCAAACUAUGUACAGAACAAUAACAAAUAACUCAAAUAUAAAUGAUGAAUUAGAAUCCAACAGUGCUCAACAAAACAUGACAUCAAAAGUUAAUAAUAUAUGUGAUGCUGUGAGAGCAGUAUUGGAAACUUUAGAUUCAAAGAAAUAUCUUCAAUCAAUCAUAACAACAUAUGUACGUCAUACACCACCUGAUUUGGAACCUGCAUUAAAUUUAAUUGCAAAAAUAAAAGAUCAAGAUAUGAAUCUUUCUGAGGAGGCAAUUAAAUUUACAAUAUUUUUGAUUGAUGCGGAUCGUUUAUUUGAUGUUGCAUUGGGGAUGUAUGAUUUUAAUCUCGUUAUCAUGGUUGCUCAACAUUCUCAAAGGGAUCCAAGGGAAUAUUUAACUUUUUUAGCAGAAUUGGAAAAGUACCCAAAAUAUUAUCAAAGAUUUAAAAUUGAUCAUCAUUUAAAAAGAUACGAAAAGGCUUUGGAUAAUUUAAGAGAUGAAUAUUUUGAUGAACUUUUAAAGUAUACUCAACAAUACAAUCUUUAUAAUUUUGCCGUUAAAUUAUUUUCAAAUAAUAAUGAUAAUAAGGAAAAAUACAAGAGAGUUAUGAGGAUUUACGGAGAAUAUUUAUUUAAUGAAUCAGAUUUUAAAGAAGCAGGUUUAGUUAAUGCGCUUGAAGCAUAUAAAAAAUGUGGAUUUUGGCGUGAAUCAUUUUCUAUUGCAUACGAGUUAAAAUAUUCAGAGAAUGAAUUAUUUUCAUUGGCCAAAGAAUUUUCAGAAAUUUUAUCGGAAAAAAGAAGAUAUCAAGAAGCAGCACAGAUUUUAUUAGAUUAUGCAAAGCAAACUGAAGAAGCAAUAUUAUUAUUUAAUAAAGGUCAUCAUUGGUCGGAGGCUAUGCGUAUCUCACAUAUGUAUAAUCGUAUAGAUCUUAUUGAAACUGAUAUAAAACCAAGUGUGAUCGAAGGGUUUAAUAAUUUAUUACAAGAUGUUAAUUCUAUGCUAGAUCAAUUGAAUCAUCAGACUGCUCGAUUAAAAGAAAUAAGAAUAACCAAACUUAAUCAAUCAGUGGAUCAAUUCUACGGUGAAGAAGUUUUAGAAGUUUCAGAUAAUGUUGAUGUGUUAUCUGAUACAAGUUCAAUGGUGAGUGGAUUUUCUCGAUAUACACAAUCAAUAACACAAUUAAGCGUUAAUACUAAUAAAAGCGGAAAAAGCGCAAAAAGUAGACGUAGAGCUGAAAGAAAACGUGCUAGAGGUAAAAAAGGAAGUAUAUAUGAAGAAGAAUAUCUUAUUGAUUCUUUGAAAAGAUUAAUUGAAAGGUUUAACAAUACCCAAGAGAUUCACCGAGCAUUUUCUUUGUUGGUACCAAUGGAAAAACAUCCUCCUUUUCCUCCUCGUCAGAAUGAACAACAUUUCUCUAAUCAUCUUUUCAUACUGCUUAUUGCUUCUAGAAUUCCAUGUUGGACAGAAAAUAACCAACCCAAUCAAAUGAGUAUUUAG